Plectropomus leopardus (leopard coralgrouper) is the source of this 1930-nucleotide messenger RNA. The record is from RefSeq and is a predicted model, not a curated record. NCBI's taxonomy places the organism in Eukaryota, Metazoa, Chordata, Actinopteri, Perciformes, Serranidae.
ACGAAUAAUGAUUGUGAAUGCAGCUUUCACAAAAAGUCAAUGUGAAAUGAAUGAGUGAAGCUUGCCAGUCUGUCACAAUGUGCAGACAUUGAAAGCCCAAACACGCAGCUACAGCACAGAAAGCUUCCAGCACUUCAGUUCAAAAAGGUUUGGACACCACUGAGGGACAUCAUCCCAUGACUUUAUUCUAACUACAGCAUGUCUGUGAGGCUGCUCUGUCGUUGCCUGCUGCUGGUUCUGUUGUGUCCCAGCUGGGCCGAAAAACAAACAUGUCUCACAUCAGCCUCCAACUGUGAAGAAUGCAUCCAGUCUGGCCCAGCGUGUGCUUGGUGCUCCACUGGCCCUAGCUCUAACAUCCGCUGUCAUACCUCAAAGGAGCUGCGGAGAGCCGGCUGUCGUAAAAAUGACAUAUAUUACCCUGAGGGCAGUGUGCAGGUUGUCAAAAAUGACAGCAGCACCGAGCUAGCAGAUGCCAAGACACUGUUCCUCCAGCCCCAGGAGUUGUCUCUCCACUUGAGGCCGGGUCUGAAGCAGUCCUUCCCUCUCACUAUCAUCAUGCCUACAGACCAGCCUAUCAUGGAGCUGACCAUGGACACCGGCCCUGUGCCAGCAGGAGUUAACAUCUCAUUCAGGAGCAUCAUGAAUGGAAACCCUGUGGUCAUACAGGUGACUGUUGAGGCUGACCAGUGUCCCAGUAACAGGACUGGGCCCUGGUCUGUCCACAUCACACCAAAAGGCUUUUCACUGAGUGUCAAGUUAGAGAUAACUUUAGAGUGUCAGUGUGACUGCAAGAAAAUCCGUGAGGAAAACAGCCCUGCCUGCAACGGCAAUGGGGCUCGCGUGUGUGGCCGGUGUGCGUGUUAUGAUCCUUAUGUGGGACAACAGUGCCAGACAGAAUUUUUUUACCGAGGUGAGGACGACUGUAGCCCAGGCCCGGAUGCCCCAUUGUGUAGUGGUAGGGGAAAAUGCGUAAUGGGAGGAUGCGAGUGCCAAGAGCGAGAAAACCCUAACGAAAGGUACAGCGGACAAUACUGCCAGUGCAGCAACUUCGAAUGUCCGUUCCACAGGGGCAGAAUAUGUGGAGGCAACGGAAGGUGUGACUGUGGGAAGUGUGUUUGUGAUGCUGGAUGGACCGAUGAAGACUGCAGCUGCUCCCUGGAAACGGAAUCCUGUUUGGCAAGAAACGGGCAGAUAUGUAACGGCAGAGGGAAUUGUUUGUGCGGAAUAUGUGAAUGUACCAACCCAAGAUUUAGAGGCCCGACUUGUGAGCAAUGCCCUCUUUGUCCAGGCGUAUGUGCGGAGCACAAAGACUGUGUAGAGUGUCGGGCGUUUGGGACCGGAGCAAGGAAAGACAGGUGUGAUCAAGAUUGUGACUACCUCAAUGUGACAACGGUGGAGAGCAGAGCUGAUUUAAACUUCACAGAGCUUGUUGUGUCGUGUAAAGAGAGGAACUCAGAUGACGACUGCUUCUUUUUCUACAGCUACAGUAGGCCGUUGUCAGGACACGUGGUACAUGUGGCGCGGGCUAAAGAAUGUCCAAAGCCUUUUCAUUGGGGUUGAAAAGAGAAACCAAUGCGAAGUGCCUAAAGUCUGCAAAUAAAGUUUUAAUAUUUUGUUUUUUUUUAAAUCUAAAUCCCUAAAUUUGUUUUCAUUAAUGUUAAAGAGUAAAUGAAAUAAUUUCCAUUCUUUGAUACUGUGCCUCCAUGAAAAACAUUCUUCCUGUUUUCCUAAUUUUACUGCACAGUGUCAUCCUUUUGAUGGCAUCAUGUCUAAUUUACAAAGAGAUUUACAAAACACCUCUGCUUUAAAACAGAGUGGUAAUGAGGUCUGCAUCAGCAGGAGAAGUUGAUUUAAGUUUUCUGCAGAACUAUGUCAUGAAAAAAGAAUUGUUAUUUUUUAUCAAUGGCUUGGCUUUUGGUCACAAAAUAUU